Molecule: messenger RNA, 2547 nt
Organism: Purpureocillium takamizusanense
Lineage: Eukaryota; Fungi; Ascomycota; Sordariomycetes; Hypocreales; Ophiocordycipitaceae
Exons: 1
Coding region: 705-1748 (347 amino acids)
Source: RefSeq, a predicted model, not a curated record
CAUCCAUCAUCCAUUCCUCCAUCCGCAGACGUCCAUCCCACUGCCCGCAGCCAACCCCGUCCCGCCUUACAUAGGUGCUAUUUUUCUUCUCUGCCCUUCCAUUCCUCUCGCCCAACAACACUCCGCCGCAUUCUCGACCUCGCAACCACCCAUAUCCCCUCCCCUUUCACGGACCACACCGCAGCCACGCACGCCCCAGUCACUGUGUCGUGGCGGUUAUCGCGACCAUCUGCCCGGCGCCGCCCCAGCUGCUUCAUAUACUGUACCUAUAGACAGGCUCCGGACCCGCCCGGCCGCAAAACAUCCCAGCCGAUAACAGCCGGGCUGUGGGCUGACUGUCCUUGGCCUGCUUGGCCCCCCGUCGCUUUUGGCCGCCGUGAAAACGAACCUUCAACGGCUUUCACUGACGACACCGACGCCGCCGCCGACGACGACGACCCACGAGCGAGUCAGUGAGCACCGCAGACGAGGCGCCGACCUCCCACCCACAUCAACACUGCCUUCGCGUGCCCGCCGUGCGUGCGACUAAGCAUCCGUGCUCUCCCCAACAGCGCGACCCCACCAACACGACGACUCGUAACGAGACUGGCCACCUCAUCUCUCUUCACCCUCACCGACCCGGCGCCAGGAUUGCUGCUGCUGCUGCUGCCUUGCACACCCGCUUCGCCAAUAGUCCCCGUCCCGAAGCCGCGCCCGCCGUCAAGAUGAAAGGGCGCCCCGUCGAGGAGCUCGUUUACGAGUGCAUGUUCCCCAAACCCAAGUCCAACGACCCGAUACACUUCAGCGCCUUCCUUCAACGCUACCUCAUCCCCGAGGUCCGUCAGGAGACGCACUCCUUCUACGGCCAUCUCGAGACCCAGGAGGCCAAGUACCCCGGCCUUGACUACAACCACAAGACGCACCGCAUCCGCCUGAGCCGCUGGCCCUGGCACCGCCGCCUCUUCCGCGCCUUCAACAACCUCGACCUCACCCCCAACGAGAUUGCCAGCCUCACCAAGUGGGAGGGCACCAAAUGGGCCAAGGAGAAGUUUGAGGCGGAGCAGGGCAUCGUCAUUCGUGACACCACCGACGAGGGCUUCCCCGAUUGGACCGAGAUCCCCGACCACACCAGCCGGUCAAACAGCUUCGGGGACGAGCAAGAGCACGUCGGUGCGUCUGCCAUCCGCGGCUUGCGUAUGCUCGACGACGAUGACGACGAAGAUGAAGACGACGAGACGGACGGGGAGCUCGAGAGCGUUGGCGUUGAGCUGAAUGCGCGCCUUCGCGCCCAGGCCGCGAGGCGAGAGGCUGGUGAGACGUCGGCCGUCCUGGACGAGGAAUGGGAGCAGUGGCUCAAGCACGCCAUCGAAUCCGGCGAACUGACAAUCAUCACCGACCGCAUUACAGACCAGAUGCUCCGCAGGGCCGCCUCGAGCUCCUCCGUCAUCCCCGCAGCCCUCGUCCCACCCAGCAUGCUCAACGCCGCCCGCGCGGGACAGUGGUCCGAGAUCCCCGAGCUGCUUCAGCCCGUCCUGCAGCGAACCAUCGACGCCGAGGACGCGGGCACCACCAGCAGCGGCAGCGCCGGGACCCAGACUCCCAGCGACAGGUCUGCGACGCCCUCGACGGCUUCCUCCAGGCUUCCUUCGCUCGACGAUGGUUCCCGGCCGCGCGUGUCGUGGCUGCGGCGACGUUCGAUCUCGGGUCUCCGCCUCCCCGUCGGCGAGGCAGGUGCCACGUCACGCACCGCCGAGACAUCGGGAGCCUAGGCACGAAUGCCCGUCUCCUUUCUACGAAUUUGAUGACCGCGCUUGAUUGGACCCCGUCGUGUCUUGUCUGAUAGACAACUGCGAAUUCCGGAAAGAAUUGACUACUCCUUGGAGUGGACACGAUAACUAUGCGCAUAUACGAGUGCACCUGCGAAUCGAGCAAGACUGCACAUGCGUUGAAGCGUAGUCGCUUUGAAAGAUACUUUGAUGGUAGCAUCCGAAUCACUCAGCCCUCCCCCCUUAUGGCCUCGUCUAGGCCCGCACUCGUGGGGGUGAGGUGCCACCGGCGUUUGGGAGGCGUUUCUACGCUUGAUGAUUGUUUUUAUCUUUUUGUUUUUCUUCUUCUUAUUGCUUGGCUGCUCCUGCAGGCGUGCAGUUUGACAAAAGCCGCUAGUAGCGAGAAGGAGGCGGAGGGAGGGAACGCAGAUUCGAGGCAUGAGAGUCGCGCAGCGAGGGUCGAGGACGCGGGCGGGCAGACUCUGGGCCCCGUGCUGGGCGCGCGGCCCCGUGUCCCCCUGCUAAUGUUUUGUCGUCGUACAACAACCAACAACAACAAUCCCUCCUGAAAGUCGGUGCGUUGUACAUACGAAUGAGCUGCUGGGUUUACACGCCUCGUGGCUUGGUCGUAGAUAGAUUUUGCGAGAAACAAGGCCCCCUUGGUGAGGUAUGAAGCGGGCAUAUCAACUCAUGUACGCGGUCGGUACCGUUUUUCGAGAAUAGAAUCCACGUCCCGUCUACUUCAUUAGUACCUACCUUAGGUAGCUGCAUCACACAAGACUGUCCGCUACUAUUGCGCUAG